UAAGAGGAAUUUACCGACUACCGCGUACCAGGCUUUUACCUGUUGCACAACUCGAUGCAGGUGCAUAGUAUUGCGCGUACAGGUGAGGUUAAGAACCUUUACCAGUGUUGCGACUAGGAAUUUUCACUCGAUCUCCAUUGCGGAGACACACUUUGCAUCGUUUAAUCGGUGCAAUCGAAACCAACCUAUUCCAUAGAAACAAACUUACUCGAAAAACGUUAUUUCGGAUUUCGAAAGUAAGAAACUACGAUUGGACGAUAGUUGCAACAACAACUCGAAGAAUAUUACAAACGACGAGCCCAAGAGCAACGAAAGGUGGUCGUAUUCGGGAGAUGGGACUCUCGCUGAACCAGAAAUCUUAGCGGAUAUGGGUGUUAGCAUGCUGGAAGAUGAAGCAUCCUGCGACAGUACAGAGAUGUCCGAAUCCCUCCGACAUACCACCUCGCCAGCUAUAAUAUCUCAUACCGAUAAACAUUGCGAAAAACUAAAUAAUUAUGAAAGCGAACAAACUAUUUAUAGAGGUGCCAACUUUAAAGCCACUGGAAUCGAUAGACUGGAACAAGAUUCGUACGUAUUGGACGAACCAGCCGCUUAUUCGACCGUUGGAAACGAAUCUGGCUACUCCUCUAGGAUGGAAAUAAACAAUUUUAUGGACACGAAAGAAAGUUUUAGCCAAAACAGUUUAAACGCAUCUUCCGAAAGAAGUAGCCUCGAACAGUUCUACCUGUCUAGAAGAAAAAGAAAACUCUCUAUCGUCGGCGAGGACAAAUUUAACAAGUUAUCGGACGAAAUGAUUUUAAUGAUACUGAAAUGGCUUCCUAAAAAGUGCCUGGUGCGUUCCAUGUUAGUGUGUAAACGGUGGUGCCAAAUAGCUCGAGACGAAGCAUUAUGGAGUAGAUUGGAUUUAGGUGGUAAAGUGCUCAGCGAAGGUACGUUGGGGCACAUAUUACCACGGGGCGUUCAAAUACUUCGACUUGCUCAAGCAGAAAUCGCGGAUCCGGUGUUCCUUGAAAACAGCCAAGUUUUCACGGACGGUUAUAUUAGCAAACUGCAAUAUUUAGAUCUCUCGAUGGCUGUCAUUCCUCCAAAUGGACUGGCUAUGUUAUUAGCCAAAUGUAAAUACCUGAAAAAAUUAUCGCUAGAAAAAUGUAUAGUGAACAGAUCGUGUUGUAAAGCUAUUAGCGAAAAUAGUGAUCUAGAAAUUUUGAAUUUGACAAUGUGCGAGGGUAUGGACGUCGAAUGCAUCAAGGAUUUAAUGAAACUUCGACACUUGAGUGCUGUCAAUAUGUCUUGGUGUAACUUGGACAUGGAAUCUAUGACGUUACUUUGUAAAUCCCUACCACCGUCUGUUACGCGUUUAAAUAUAGCUGGAUGUAGGAAAACAAUGACCGACGACAAUGUUAAAGACUUAGUGAGAAGUUGUCCGGAUAUGGUGGAGUUAGAUUUGAGCGAUUGUACGAUGCUCGCGAUGAACACUGUUCGUAGCUUGUUAGAUUUAACGAAAAUAGAACAUUUAUCAUUGAGUCGGUGUUAUGGUAUACUUCCGCAUAGAUACUUAACGUUAGCGUACAUGCCGUCUUUGUUAUAUUUGGAUGUAUUCGGUUUAAUGUCGGAAGAAAAAUUGAAAACUUUACAAGUUACCUGUGGUGAAACUCAGCUCAACAAGUUCCUAUAUAGCUCUGUCGCUAGACCGACGGUCGGCGUACGGAGAACAAGCAUUUGGGGACUUCGUGUCAGGGAUUAAAAAUAUUUACGUUCUCCUCCGUCGUAAAUGUAUCCUCCUCAUAUCGAUGAAGAACGAGUCAAAACCAAAGUGAAACUGAAAUGUACGUAAUGUAAUUGUGCCUCUUUCUUUCUUUCUUUCUUUCUUUCUUUCUUUCUUUCUUUCUUCCUUUCUUUCUUCCUUUCUUUCUUCCUUUCUUUCUUCCUUUCUUUCUUCCUUUCUUUCUUCCUUUCUUUCUUCCUUCAAUCGAGAGAACGACUCUCCUCGUAGAAUACCUUUUCUCGUCCUUUAUCGAGUUAAAGGCAUCGUUAGCUUUCGUUGGCCUUGCAUCCAACUAUACCGAAGGGAGAGGUAUGCUCAAGCGACAUAGAACUCUGAUGCUGUUAACAGUGUUGCGAGAUCGGUGCUUUCGCUCCGACCAAAUUAUACAGUCCGGAUGAAUUGUUUGUAUGUACUUGGUUGUUGGACCGAAUCGAAAUGUAUCUCUAACGAAUAGCGAGAUUUUCGUUACGUAGCUACGUUACAACGAACAUGUCGAAUAUGUAUCGUUAUUCGCAACGAAACGAACCUUUAUUUUUCCAGAAUCUUUCAUACCAUUUCGAAGAAUACUUAUAUUCUAACAUUGUAAAAAGCAGAAACUUUAACACUGUUGAUUAGAAACAUACGAGUACACGAAUGGUAAUGUUUCCUUAUCAUCUAUCUGUUAACCAAACAAUAAAGUCGAAGCGUUUAACGAAUAACAG
Messenger RNA from Nomia melanderi (Alkali bee), 2466 nucleotides. It is a transcript of the gene Skp2, whose product is annotated as S-phase kinase-associated protein 2. Gene Ontology annotation, biological process: SCF-dependent proteasomal ubiquitin-dependent protein catabolic process. Gene Ontology annotation, molecular function: protein binding. Gene Ontology annotation, cellular component: SCF ubiquitin ligase complex. NCBI's taxonomy places the organism in Eukaryota, Metazoa, Arthropoda, Insecta, Hymenoptera, Halictidae. The record is from RefSeq and is a predicted model, not a curated record.